AUGUCGCAACAACCGCUGUCAUCGUCGGUCCAGCCGACCGACAUUUACGGAGGAGAUGAGGUCUCCGCUCUGGUCCUCGACCCAGGCUACUGCACCACCCGUGCUGGCUUUGCAGGCGAAGACGUUCCCAAGUCCGUUUUCCCGUCCUUCUACGGCCGCGUCGGCUCUUCCGAUGCCCCGACCACUGUCUUCGGCGACGAGUGCCUGAUUCCUCGCGCCGACCUCGAGGUGCGCAAUUACAUGUCGCGCGAUAGCGUCGUCGAAGACUGGGAUGUCGCCAACAAGCUCUGGGAGCACAUGCUCAUCACGCGCCUCCAACCCGCGCGCCCUACCCCCCCGUCCAAGAACGGUCUCAAUGACGACCCCAAGGAGGAAGUCGAAGGCGCGGCCAACGGCGACAUCGACGUCGCUAUGGAGGAUGUAGAGGCACAGGAGAAGGCCCUGCAAGAGAACCCGCUUCUGAUGACUGAGGCGCCGUGGAACAAUGCCAAGUCCAGAGAGAAGGCUAUUGAGAUCAUCAUGGAGAACUGGGGCUGCCCUGCUUUCUGGCUUAGCCGAACGCCUGUACUGGCUGCUUUCGCCGCCGGUAAGGCUAGCGCUCUCGUCAUCGACGUCGGCGGCUCCAACACAUCUGUGACAGCGAUUCACGACGGCAUGGUCCUUAAGCGAUCCAUUCAGAAGUCUCCUGUCGGUGGUCUGUGGCUGUCGUCCCAGAUCCGUAGUCUCUGGGAGACCUCGGAGCCCAAGAUCGAGCCCAUCCCUACGUUCAUGGUCGAGAACAAGACCCCUGUCGACGCUGGUGCUCCUCCCCAAUUCAAGCAGCGCCAAUUCGGCUUCUCCAUCACUGAUUCGUUCCGCGCCUACGAGGACGAGCGUCUCAUCACGGAGUUCAAGGAAUCAGUGGUUGAGACCUGGCGCGGGCCCGGCAAGUACACCAUGCCUCAGAACGAGGACUUCGCCAAGACCCAACCCGGUCGCGUCUUCGAGUUCCCCAACGGCGCCAACCAGAUGUGGCGCGAGCAGCGAUACAAGGUUUCGGAAGGCAUGUGGGACGAGACAGCGGCGUUCCCUACCAAUGAGGAAUUCCGCAUCAACAAGUCCCAGACAAUCCCCGAGUUGAUUCGCGCCGCUCUGAACGCCGUCGAUGUCGACUUGCGACCCAACCUUCUCGGUAACAUUGUCGUUACCGGCAGCACCAGCUUGCUCAACGGCUUCAACGACCGCCUGAACAACGAGCUCACGGCCAUGUACCCUGGCCUUAAGAUCAAGAUUCACGCCGCCGGCCUCUCUAGCGAGCGUCGCUUCGGUGCCUGGAUCGGCGGCAGUAUCCUGGCCAGCUUGGGUACCUUCCACCAGAUGUGGAUCUCGCGCAAGGAGUACGAGGAGAACGGUGUCAGCAUCGUCGAGAAGCGCUGCAAGUAA
This is a messenger RNA of Colletotrichum spaethianum, 1422 nucleotides long. RefSeq names its product actin-related protein 4. Bases 1 to 1422 code for a protein of 473 amino acids. Gene Ontology annotation, biological process: regulation of transcription by RNA polymerase II. The transcript is spliced from 2 exons. The record is from RefSeq and is a predicted model, not a curated record. NCBI's taxonomy places the organism in Eukaryota, Fungi, Ascomycota, Sordariomycetes, Glomerellales, Glomerellaceae. Gene Ontology annotation, molecular function: chromatin binding. Gene Ontology annotation, cellular component: SWI/SNF complex; NuA4 histone acetyltransferase complex.